Messenger RNA from Andrographis paniculata, 3015 nucleotides. RefSeq names its product transcriptional corepressor LEUNIG-like. The coding region runs from base 199 to 2931 and encodes 910 amino acids. Gene Ontology annotation, cellular component: nucleus. NCBI's taxonomy places the organism in Eukaryota, Viridiplantae, Streptophyta, Magnoliopsida, Lamiales, Acanthaceae. The transcript is spliced from 19 exons. The record is from RefSeq and is a predicted model, not a curated record. Gene Ontology annotation, molecular function: protein binding.
GUUCUGGCAGCCAUUAUGAUAUCUUCUGCAACACCUUCCCUUCAAUCCAACCAACGAAGCUGAUCUGGAACGACGAGAGAAUUUCUCUGCAGAAGGGCCAGCAGCGCGCUGCGCGGCUGAAAGGGGAGGGAAUACUUGGGGAAGAUUGUGUCCGAUAUUUGUGCUGAGCGUUGAUAUUGGACUGCGGAUAAAGCAAACAUGUCUCAGACCAACUGGGAAGCGGACAAAAUGUUGGAUGUGUAUAUUCAUGAUUACUUAGUGAAGAGAGAUUUGAAGGCCACUGCUCAGGCAUUUCAAGCCGAAGGAAAAGUGUCAUCUGAUCCUGUUGCAAUUGAUGCCCCCGGCGGUUUUCUGUUUGAGUGGUGGUCUGUAUUUUGGGAUAUAUUUAUUGCUAGGACGAAUGAGAAGCACUCUGAAGUCGCCGCAUCUUAUAUUGAGUCUCAGUUAAUGAAAGCAAGGGAUCAACAUCAACAUCCACAUCAGCAGCAGCAACAGCAGCAUCCACCGCCUCAAUCACAACAGUCCCAGCAACAGCAACUUCAGAUGCAUCAACUUUUACUGCAGAGGCAGGCUCAACAACAACAACAGCAACAACAGCAGCAACAACAACAACAACAACAACAACAACAACAACAACAGCAACAGCAACAACAACGGCAGCAGGCGCAUCAGCAACAGCAGCAGCAGCAGCAGCGGCGUGAGGGUGGUCACAUUAUGAAUGGUGCAGCUAAUGGUGUUGCUGGUAGUGAUUCACUUACGAGACAAAAUCCUGGUACUGCCAAUGCAAUGGCCACAAAGAUGUACGAGGAGAAGUUAAAGCUCCCUGUUCAAAGGGAUUCGUUGGAUGAUGCGGCUUUGAAGCAAAGAUUCGGUGAUAAUGUCGGCCAGCUAAUGGAUCCAAAUCAUGCUUCUAUCUUGAAAUCUGCUGCAGCUGCCGCUAGCCAAGCGUCUGGGCAAGUUCUUCACGGUACUGCUGGUGGAAUCACUCCGCAAGCUCAAGCAAGAAACCAGCAAUUUUCAGGCUCCGCACCUGACAUCAAACAAGAGAUAAACCCUAUCCUGAAUCCAAGAGCUCCAGGUCCAGAUGGGUCGCUGAUUGGAAUCCCUGGGUCUAAUCAGGGAGGCAACAAUUUGAUGCUGAAGGGAUGGCCCCUAACAGGUCUUGAACAGCUUCGCUCGGGGCUUCUUCAGCAGCCAAAAUCAUUUAUGCAAGGUCCUCAGCCGUUUCAUCAACUGCAGAUGCUAACACCCCAGCACCAACAGCAGAUUAUGCUUGCACAGCAAAGUUUGACUUCAGGUUCUGCCAAUGAUGUGGAUAGCAGACGGCUUAGAAUGCUUUUCAACAAUCGAAGUUUGUCCAUGGGGAAAGAUGGGCUAUCUAAUUCAGUUGGAGAUCUAGUUUCUAAUCUCGGAUCCCCAUUGCAAGCUGGUUGUGCAGUUCUGCCGCGCGCAGACCCAGAGAUGCUGAUGAAGUUGAAACUUGCCCAUAUGCAGCAGCAACAACAGCAGCAGAACAAUCAAACACAGUCGCAGCAACUUCAACAGCACAAUCUCUCUGGGCAGCAACCUCAGAUUUCGAUGCACAAUCUUCAGCAAGAUAAAAUCAUGGGCACUGGGAGUGUCACUGGCGACGGCAGCGUCUCGAAUUCCUUCAGAGGAAAUGAUCAGGCUUCUAAAAGCCAGGCUGGGAGAAAGAGAAAGCAGCCUGUAUCUUCUUCCGGUCCUGCCAACAGCUCGGGAACAGCGAACACAGCCGGCCCAUCUCCAAGUUCAGCUCCCUCAACUCCUUCAACUCAUACGCCUGGAGAUGUUAUGUCCAUGCCUGGUUUGCCGCACACUGGGAAUUCCUCAAAGCUGAUGAUGUUCGGAGCCGAUAGUGCUGGCACUCUAACAUCCCCGUCAAAUCAGUUGUGGGAUGACAAAGAUCUCGUUCAACCUGAUAUGGAUCGCUUUGUGGAUGACGUCGAGGAUAAUGUCGAUUCUUUUCUGUCACAUGAGGAUGGUGACCCCCGAGAUGUAGUUAGUCGGAUGGAUGUUACCAAAGGGUUUACAUUUACAGACAUCAGUUCUGUUUGUGCGAGUUCGAGUAAAGUGUCGUGCUGCGACUUCUCAUCAGACGGGAAGCUCCUUGCGAGCGGCAGUCACGAUAAAAAAGUGGUUUUGUGGUGCACCGACACGUUGAAACCGAAGAUGACGCUCGAGGAACACUCGUUGAUUAUUACAGAUGUUCGUUUUAGUCCAAGCACGGCUCGCCUAGCUACGUCAUCCUUCGACAAAACCGUCCGAGUCUGGGAGAAGGAUACCCCCGGCUAUCCCCUUCGGACUUUUACUGGCCAUUCCGCCGGCGUAACAUCGGUCGACUUCCAUCCCAACAAAGAGGACCUCAUUUGCUCGUGCGACGGCGACGGCGAGAUACGAUAUUGGAGCAUCAACAAUGGAAGCUGCACAAGGGUUUUCAAGGGCGGGAUGACGCAAGUGAGGUUCCAACCCCGACUCGGAAGAUAUCUCGCCGCGGCUGCCGAGAAUGUCGUCUCCAUAUUGGAUUCGGAGACCCAGAUGUGUCGGCACUCGCUAAAGGGUCACACCAAACCCAUCACGUCGGUGUGCUGGGAUGCGUUGGGAGAGCUGCUGGUAUCCGUAAGCGAGGACUCGGUCAGAGUUUGGACGUUCCGGGCGGGCGGCAGUGAAGGGGAGUGUGUCCACGAGCUCAGCCGUAACGGCGUCAAAUUCCAUUCGUGUGUUUUUCACCCGAAGUAUUCGUCGCUGCUCGUGAUUGGGUGUUACCAGACGAUCCAUCUGUGGAACAUGGUGGAGAACAAGACGGUGGCGUUGCCGGCGCACGAGAGGCUGGUGGCGGCGCUGGCGGUGUCGCCGGCGACUGGGCUUGUGGCCUCUGCUAGCCAUGAUAAGUUUGUUAAGAUUUGGAAAUGAAAAUGAAAAUGAAAUGAAAAUGGUGUAUUUUGUAGUCGAUUGACCUUUUUCGGCAUCAACAAAAUGUUGCGAUAUGCUUUGAUC